This is a messenger RNA of Ceratotherium simum simum (southern white rhinoceros), 1991 nucleotides long. RefSeq names its product synaptotagmin like 1 (gene SYTL1). The record is from RefSeq and is a predicted model, not a curated record. Gene Ontology annotation, molecular function: small GTPase binding; neurexin family protein binding. Lineage: Eukaryota; Metazoa; Chordata; Mammalia; Perissodactyla; Rhinocerotidae. Gene Ontology annotation, biological process: exocytosis; intracellular protein transport. Gene Ontology annotation, cellular component: exocytic vesicle; plasma membrane.
UCCUCCUGUAGGGCAGCCACUGGGCUGAGCUGCCUGUUGAGUCAGCCUUAGUCCCUCACUGAUAUUCUCCUAGACCCUGAAACUCGGCUGCCAGGGGAGCUGGGGUCACCCUACGAAGGCGUCCCCUCCAUACUGGACCCCUACAGGGAACCACGUAUGCCCAGCUGGGGCACUGCCCCAGCCGAUGCCCCAGAGGGGCCACCCAUCUCAAGAGGGGCUCUGGGCCCCACCCUGCCUCAUGGCGCAUGAGCCAGAGCCCGAGACCAAUGGACUGUUGGACCUCAGCUUCCUGACGGAGGAGGAGCAGGAGGCCAUUGUCGACGUCCUGAAGCGAGAUGCCUGCCUGCGCCAGCUGGAGGAAGGGCGGGUCAGCAAACUCCGGGCCUCACUGGCAGACCCCGGACAGCUGAAAAUCCUGACAGGGGACUGGUUCCAAGAAGCUCGCUCCCAACGGCACCACCAUGCCCACCUUGGCUCUGACCUUGUCCGAGCCUCUAUCCGUAGGAAGAAGAGCUCUAGAGGAGACCAGGCUCUGGGCAGCAAUAGGGAGGCUGAGGCUGCUGGGAAAGAGACUGAAGAGGAGCUGGAGCCCAGGCUCCCCAUAGACAAGGCCCCCCAAGAGAGGCUCAGCGAGGCUGAGGGACCUGAUUUCCCCUCACCAUAUGUCCCCCCAAAGUCUUCAGAUCAUGAGGAGGAGCCCCAGGCUCAGGAAGCUCCUGGCCCAGGGGGCGCGCAGGUCGACGCCGCCGAGGGGGCGGACCCGGAGCCCGAGCCACCGUCGCUGUCGCCGGGAAAGGAGGAGCCGCAGCCCCGCCCAGCCCAGACCCAGGCAGCGGCCGAGAUCCUGGAGAACGGGGAGGAGGCCCCGGGGCCCGGCCCCUCACUCGACCGCAUGCUCAGCAGCAGCUCCUCGGUGUCCAGCCUCAACUCCUCCUCGCUGAGCGGCAGCCAGAUGAGCCUGUCCGGGGAGGCGGAGGCGGGCGCGGUGCAGGUGCGCGGCUCCGUGCACUUCGCGCUGCGCUACGAGCCGGGGGCCGCCGAGCUGCGCGUGCACGUGAUCCAGUGCCAGGGCCUGGCCGCCGCCCGGCGCCGCCGCUCCGACCCCUACGUCAAAAGCUACCUCCUCCCGGAUAAGCAGAGCAAGCGCAAGACGGCAGUGAAGAAACGGAAUCUGAACCCGGUCUUCAACGAGACUCUCCGGUACUCCGUCCCGCAGGCCGAGCUCCGGGGCCGCGUGCUGAGCCUGUCCGUGUGGCACCGCGAAAGCCUGGGUCGCAACAUCUUUCUGGGCGAAGUCGAAGUGCCCCUGGACACGUGGGACUGGGACUCCGAACCCACCUGGCUCCCCCUGCAGCCCCGGGUCCCGCCCUCUCCCGACGACCUUCUCAGCCGCGGACUUCUCUCUCUGUCCCUCAAGUACGUCCCCGCCGGCUCCGAGGGCGAGGGACUGCCCCCAAGUGGGGAGCUGCACUUCUGGGUGAAGGAAGCUCGGGACCUCGUGCCGCUGCGCUCAGGAUCUCUGGAUACUUACAUACAAUGCUCGGUGCUGCCUGAUGACAGCCGGGCCAGCCGCCAACGGACAAGGGUGGUGCGACGCAGCCUCAGCCCCGUGUUCAACCAUACCAUGGUUUAUGAUGGUUUUGGGCCUGCUGACCUGCGCCAGGCCUGUGCCGAGCUCUCCCUCUGGGACCAUGGGGCCCUGGCCAGCCGCCAGCUGGGGGGCAUACGCCUCAGCCUGGGCACUGGCAGCAGCUAUGGGCUCCAGGUGCCCUGGAUGGAUUCCACACCUGAGGAGAAGCAGCUGUGGCAGACACUCCUGGAGCGACCAUGUGAGUGGGUGGAUGGCAUUCUGCCCCUCAGAACCAACCUGGCCCCCAGGACAUAGCUGCCCUACAAGCCCUCCCAAACAGGAGUUUGGGGACCAACCAUCUCUGGACCACCAUCUCAGGGCCUGCCAUUGGCUAAAGUCAAUAAAGUCUAUCCAAGGGCAA